Molecule: messenger RNA, 670 nt
Organism: Amblyraja radiata (thorny skate)
Lineage: Eukaryota; Metazoa; Chordata; Chondrichthyes; Rajiformes; Rajidae
Exons: 5
Source: RefSeq, a predicted model, not a curated record
UCACCUGUCGACAUCAUGGCUGAAGGUGGUAACUGGGAAGGUGAUUCAGUGGCCUCUACAUCAAAGAAACAAACAGGUGGGAAAUUAACUCAAGUGGUCAAUGUUUUCAAAAGACUUUGGCCAGUCACUUCAUCAAAGAACGAUGGUCAGAACACAGGAACAACGACAGAAAAGCAAAGUGGGAUUGAAAACAGAACUUCAAUGGAAUGUGAACCCGCCGAAGAGGAAAGGGAACAAUGUCAGUCCCGAGAAAGAGGAAUAGGAGACGUGGUUCACGCCCCUGGAACUGAAUCAAGUGACGAAAUCCAUCAUGACCGAGAUUCAUCAAACAAGGAAUCAUCGAGUCCCCUCCAAGGAGCAGAUCUAACUCUUACAUACUUUGAGCUCCUGACACAGUGGAGCGACUGCCAAUUGUUCCAACUGACAAAAUUCUAUCGGGAGAGACUGAAACAAGCGAUUGAAGAAGGGGUUGAAAGUCUCAGCUUCAUGAUGAGACGGCAGGGAUGUUUCAGUGAACAAGAACACGGGAGUGUCGCUGAGCUCGUGGCAAAGGGAAACCGCAAAGACAGUUCCUUACUCUUCCUCAGUCUGGUGAUGGGGAAGGGUCCUGAUACAGAAGAAUACAUGAACAUCAUCGGAGGUUUAACUGAAUUACCCUCUCAUAUGGAAG